GAUUUUUGUCUUUGUGUGUAGCAAAUCCUGGCGCCUUACACGGACUUCCACUACAGGCACCAUCCCGAAACGACGGACUCCCAGCUCAGGGAGGAUCGUGAGUCAAGAUUUGUCGCAAGUCGAAUGGCAAUUGUGUCAACUUUCAGAUCAUGGGCAGGCCUUGUGUGGCUGUGUCGUCCCAAUGGGUCUGGACUUGACUCCCUCAUCGGCAUCCUGAACAUCCCAGAAGAGGAUGUGAGGCGAGCCGUCCUGGACCUGCUGUUUGAGCUCUUUAGGUUACCAAUUCCCCCGGCCACGGACAACUUCUCAGCAGCCCUCUUAGCCGCCGGUCCAGGGCGGUUCCUGGACGCGUGGAGACUGAGCGACGGAUUCGUGGUUGCCGAGGCGAUGAGCAUCAUCCCUCCACGCAGCCACACCCGACCUGACCUGGUGGAAGUUUACUUGGCACUGAUUCUCAAAGCCUUCAUACAGAACGGACUCCUUCAGACAUUGGUGGAGGUGAUCACUACGAGUGAUGGAGAUGUUUCUGUGCGAGCAACACUACUACUGGGAGAACUUCUGUACAUGGGCAACACCCUCCUGCCUCGGGAGAUCUCUCAAGAAACUCACUGCCUCCCAUCACUGGUGGAACAGGCGGCUGGAGAUCAAGAUCGUACACGCAGGCAGCGAGCCUGCCUGGCCAUCUCUCGCCUGCAGCGUCUCCACUCCCUCCACCGACGUAGGCCAAAGCCUAACAGCCUCUACCUGGAUGCCCUCCUCACCCGCUCGCUCACCUCCGCUCACCACCACGCUCACCACCACGCUCACCGCCACCACCACCACCAGCAGCACCAGCAGCGCCAUCAGCAGCACCAGCAGCAUCAGCAUCAGCAGCAGCAUCAUCAUCAUCAUCAGCAGCUGAUGUCCGGCCAGCAGGGUUCGCUAGGCCGGCCCUGGGCCCACCACCACCACCACCACCACUACUCAUCCUACACCACCUCGCCCGGAUUGGCGCUAGGCGCUCACCAUCACGGGCAGGCGGUGAAGGCCUUGCUGCCUCCCAAGGUGAGCGGUCAGGUCAAUAGGUCAGUAGGUCGGUCAGUCAGUAGGUCAGUCAGUCACUCGGUCAGUCACUUGGUCAGUCAGUUGGUCAGUCACUUGGUCAGUCACUUGGUCAGUCACUUGGUCAGUCACUUGGUCGGUCACUUGGUCAGUCACCCGCCCAGCCAGCAGGGCUGGCUAGGCCGGCCCUGGGCCCACCACCACCACCACUACUCAUCCUACACCACCUCGCCCGGACUGGCGCUAGGCGCUCACCAUCACGGGCAGGCGGUGAAGGCCUUGCUGCCUCCCAAGGUGAGCGGUCAGUAGGUCAGUAGGUCAGUAGGUCAGUCAGUCAGUAGGUCAGUCAGUCACUUGGUCAGUCAGUCACUUGGUCAUUCGGUCGGUCAGUCGAUCAGUCAGU
This is a messenger RNA of Petromyzon marinus (sea lamprey), 1444 nucleotides long. The record is from RefSeq and is a predicted model, not a curated record. NCBI's taxonomy places the organism in Eukaryota, Metazoa, Chordata, Hyperoartia, Petromyzontiformes, Petromyzontidae.